This is a messenger RNA of Talaromyces rugulosus, 2337 nucleotides long. RefSeq lists its product as uncharacterized. Lineage: Eukaryota; Fungi; Ascomycota; Eurotiomycetes; Eurotiales; Trichocomaceae. The coding region runs from base 1 to 2337 and encodes 778 amino acids. The record is from RefSeq and is a predicted model, not a curated record. The transcript has 4 exons. Gene Ontology annotation, molecular function: ATP binding; ATP-dependent protein folding chaperone.
AUGGCAGAACUUUCGACAUGCCUUCCAUUGACCAGAGAGUCCACCCUCAAGGCCCAUGAGCUAAUCAAACCUUUUAUACACCGCACUCCGGUGCUCACCAGCAGGGCAUUAAACGAGAUUGCAUCAAACCCCCGGGCCCAGGAAAAUGGAGAUCGCCAGCCUGCAAAGCCGGUCAUCCGACUAUGGUUCAAGUGUGAAAACUUGCAGCGCAUAGGAGCUUUUAAAGCCCGUGGUGCAUUCUACGCUAUCGAGAGGCUAAAGCAAGAUCCAAGCUUCAGCGAGAGUGGCGGCAUGGAAAAAGGUGUCGUCGGGUUCAGUGCAGGUGAGAAGACAUCGCAGCUACGAGGGGCUAUGGAGCCAAAGUCAUACUUUGCUCAAAAUUCGAGCGAGACUACAGCCGCCAAGAUAGUAGCCGAAAAGGGUGCUCGUCUUGUGCUACCUUUCAAUCAUCCGGAUAUCAUUCUUGGACAAGCAACUGCAGUCCUGGAGCUCCAAGAGCAAGCCGACAAUCUCGAUGCCAUCAUCGCGCCCUGUAGUGGUGGAGGGCUAUUAGCAGGUACUGCGCUCAGUUGUGAUGGAACCUCUGUUCGCGUCUUUGGUGCUGAACCCGAGUUCGAGGGCGCUGAUGAUUGUCGACGCGGGUUCCUCACGGGCGAGAGGAUCACGAGCGUCAAUACCAGCACCAUCGCAGAUGGGCUGAUGGGCGUUGUCGGCGAGAUCCCCUGGAGCAUCAUCUAUGAGCGAAAGCUCGUUGAUGGCAUGUUUGCAGUGUCUGAAGAGCAGAUUCUCGAGGCGACAAGGUUGAUCCUGGAGAGGCUUAAGGUGGUAGUCGAGCCUGCUGCGGCUGUGCCGCUGGCAGUGGCUCUGUAUAAUGAGGAAUUUAGGCGGCUAGUGGAGGAGGAGGCCGGCGAGAAGGGUUGGGACUUGGGACUGAUUUUGAGCGGGGGGAAUGUCAGCGCUGAGGGACUGGCGAAACUGUUUGGGAUGAGCUUCCCCGCGAUUUCGUACGGAAACUUCAUUCAUUCAUCUACUGUGACGUCCAAGAGCAUUAUGGAUAUCAAAAGCGCCCAGAACGGUGUUCCUUCCGGUCUACACCCUACCCUGAUUGAGACUGAUACUAAAAACAAAAACCGGGCUCGGUUAAUUAUUGGUAUUGAUUUCGGCACGACCUCCUCCAAGGCGGCUUUUACCUUGUUGUCUAGCGAUGAAGUCCACGAAGGCAUUGUCACUGAAUGGCCUGGUGCUGGUACACAUACCAAGCAAGAUAUUCCCACUACACUGUACUACGAUUCCUAUCAGAACGUGGCGGGAUGGGGUUUAGAACCUGCUGAUGCUCUGGGACCUCUUGGCUACCCUAAACCGGGUGUGCAGAAAGUCGACUGGUUCAAGCUGCAUUUAACUGCACCUGAGACCGCUCAUCCCCUACCGCCUGGCAAAUCAGAUAUUGAUGUUAUCGCUGAUUACUUGCUGAAGAUGCGAGUAUCUGUGCAUGCACAGUUGCAGAAGACCUUGUGUGAUGCUUUUGAUCGGGAGCAAGACAGCAUCCACUAUUACUUGGUUGUGCCUGCUAUCUGGAAUGAUGCUGCCAAGGCAGCUAUUCGUGUUGCUGCGACCCAGGCAGGGCUUUUACAUACCGGAAACAACAAGAAUCAGUUGACGCUUAUCACCGGGCCCAGGGCAGCUGCCAUGUUUUACGUGAAGACUGGAUUCUGGGAAUUGGAGACCAGAAACACUAGCCUUAUUGUUGACUGUGGUGGUGGAUUUGUCGACUUGACCGCUUAUGAGGUCAAGGAGAAGCCAUUCAAAUUGACUGAGUGCACGCCUUCGUCCGGUGACUUAUGCGGUUCGACAGACCUCAAUCGCAACUUUACCAAAAUACUGCGCGCCAAGAUUAAGAAGAUAGGGCUAAGGCCAGGACGGAUCUUCGCCAAGUGCACGAUAGACUUUGAGAACCGGAUCAAGGUCGAGUUCCGUAACAAUGGCCAGAAAUGGCACAUUGACGUUGGGGUCGAAGCCGAUUUCCCUGAGGCUGAUAUUAAAGACGGUUACAUGACCUUUACAAAUGAGGAGAUUCUGCAGUGCUUUACGCCAGUCGUCAACCGCAUCUCAGAAUUAGUACUCAAUCAGAUUUCUUCCAUCCAGGGAGGGGGCCGGCAGCUUCAGAGGAUUCUUUUUAUCGGUGGAUUUGGGACAUCCGAAUAUCUUUUCAACGAGAUUAAACAGCACAUCCCUUCUCAUUUACAGUCCCAAGUCACGCGUCUUAUGAAUUCAUCUUCAGCCACAGUCAAAGGUGCCGUCAUGGCUGGCAUUGAGGGGCACCAAGCAGGUGGAUUAUAG